This is a messenger RNA of Mucor velutinosus, 1398 nucleotides long. RefSeq lists its product as uncharacterized. Lineage: Eukaryota; Fungi; Mucoromycota; Mucoromycetes; Mucorales; Mucoraceae. Gene Ontology annotation, biological process: regulation of translation. Bases 1 to 1398 code for a protein of 465 amino acids. The record is from RefSeq and is a predicted model, not a curated record. The transcript is spliced from 6 exons. Gene Ontology annotation, molecular function: mRNA binding.
AUGUCUGACAAUUUCGACGACGAUUUAUACAAUGUAUACAACGGAGCAGGAAAAGAAGAUACAUACAACGACGAAGAUUUGUAUGGCGAAGAUCCUGUAGAGUUCAAAGAGGAAGAUGUCGAAGUCAAAGUAGAGGCUACUCCAGAGCCUGAAGAUGCUCAUGAUGACGACCACCAGAAUCAUCAUCAGCAGCAGUACAACGACUCUCCUCAACAGCAGCAACAGCAUCAGCAACAACAACAACAACAACAACAACAAGGCAACUGGGGAUAUCAGCAAAAUGCCUAUCAACAGUACAUGGCUGCCUACCAAAGAAGCCUUCAACAGCAAAUGGCUGCCAACCCAUAUCAAAUGCAGCAAAUGAUCCAAAGGCAAAUGAGACAACACAUGCCACAACAACAGCAGCAGUACAACAAGCCUAGACAGCAUCAUCAGAACAAUGAUGGUAAUGGUAGUGAUGGCCCAUCCGACAAGCCAUCUACUUCCGUUACCACCACCAACUCAGAAGAAGGCAAAAUGUUUAUUGGAGGACUUAAUUGGGAGACAACGGAUGAAAACUUGCGUCAAUACUUUUCACAGUUUGGUGAAGUGCUUGAUUGUGUGGUCAUGCGCGACCCAGCAACACAACGUUCACGUGGCUUUGGCUUCUUGACCAUGAAAGAGAAUUCAGCCAUUGACAAGAUUGUUAGCCAAGAUCACCACAAUCUGGAUGGCAAAAGAAUUGACCCCAAGCGAGCGAUUCCCCGCGAUGAACAAGACAAGACAGAAAAGAUCUUUGUUGGCGGCAUCUCUCCCGAGGUGAAUGAAGAAGAGUUCAGAGAGUUCUUUACGCAGUUUGGCAAAGUCUUGGAUGCCACUCUUAUGAUGGAGCGUGAUACAGGAAGACCUCGAGGCUUUGGUUUCGUGACAUUUGAAGACAGCAAAGGCGUAGAGGAAGCUUUGAGGAAUCCCAAUUUGUCCAUUAAGGACAAGACUAUUGAGGUAAAGAAGGCCAUGCCAAAGGGCAAGCAGAACCGCCAGCACAAUACGCCAGUGUUCAACCCAAACUUCAGACCACCUUACAUGCCCAACAGCAGAUACAGUGGUGGUGGCAACUUUAACAACAUGCGCGGUAAUUUCAACAUGUACAACAGCAUGUAUCCUGCUGGCAACUAUAACAUGGCUGCCGCUGCUGCUGCCGCUGCCGCUUACUACGGUCAACAGCAGCAACAAGGUGGAGGCUACGGCAACAUGUACAACAGCAACAAUGGUAACAACAUGCGCCAACAACACCAUCAUCGACAAGAUGACAAUAGAAGAAACUCAAGAGAUCGUCAUCAAAGUAGCAGUGGAGGUAAUGGAGGUGGUGCUAUGCAUGCUUCUCAAUCCAGAAACCAGCAGCACUACCGCCCCUACUAA